Messenger RNA from Cladophialophora yegresii CBS 114405, 1569 nucleotides. RefSeq lists its product as uncharacterized. The transcript has a single exon. Bases 1 to 1569 code for a protein of 522 amino acids. Lineage: Eukaryota; Fungi; Ascomycota; Eurotiomycetes; Chaetothyriales; Herpotrichiellaceae. The record is from RefSeq and is a predicted model, not a curated record.
AUGUCAUUUUUCACCUCGAAUCGUUUCCUGGUGGUUGUAAUCUUCCUAGGCCUUGGCUCAGCAUCCGUAUUGGUGCCUGCUCUCCUGACACAAGUGAGAGAUGCAGCGAAAGCGCCAGCGCCAGACCCACCACCUCCCCCACAGAAGACUCUCCAGAAGGACUCUGAAAACGCGCUGAAUAUUGACACUCUUCGGACGUUGGCAGAUGGGUACAGCUACGAUCUGCGGAACUCAGCUAUCAAGAUUGUCGCCAGCCGCACGGCCAGAUCCCGUGCAAGAGACCUAUUACUGAGGGAUCUCGCGAGCAGGAAUUACGAGCGUCGGCAAGAUGCUAUCAAUGCACUGCAUUUGCUUCUCAACAACAAUUCGUUCAGCGUCACUAUAUGCGACCAAUUUAGAGACGCAAAAUCUGUCGCUGCUGUCGUCAAGGCUCUGAUCAACGUUCUGCCCCAGCAUUCGCGACGCGCCAUCAAUCUGAAGGCUAAAGCUCCGGAUGAAGCAGGAGACGAAAAGAGGCUGCCGCCAUCACCCAUCCGACCCGAAUAUCGCCCGUCUCAAGAACAAGCUCUAAUCUCACUUCUUACCAAUAUGCUAUGCAGCCAGCCCCGGCGUGGCUCCAAGUAUGCCGCUGCCAUGGAUGCGGCCCUACAAGCAGGUCUUGUUACGAAAUGGCUGGCGAAGUAUCCCUUCCCUUGUUCCCAACCAGAAAACUCUGGCUUCAACUACAAGCGCUCGGAUGUUGCGUUUCUAUUUGACCGCAUGGCCUGGAUGAGUGACGAUCCCUUGAUGGCAGACGUAAUCAUCACCGUCAUGCAAUAUCCCAUGGGCAGAAAGCAGAUGAGACAGGUCGGCUUAAGUGCGAGCAGUGUGCGCGAGAAUGUUAACGGCAGUCAUUGGACGCGAGAUUCGUGGAACUGGGUAUAUGCUGAUGAUGGCUCCGAUGAGGACGAAGAUAACGAUGUCAGAAUGAUCAAUGGCGAGGAUACAGCCGGGACGCUCUUUGUGCCGGACAAUAUCACCCUUUGGGACGAACCCACGGGACGCCCUACAACGAGAGCUGGUGCAAGGCUGCGCUCUGCGGAGAGGAGUCAAGAGGAAGAGCACCUGAGGAGACGGCACCGAGAGGCCAUCGUCGUGGCGGAGCGGGGAACGCCUCUGAGGAGAGAGAACAUCCUUCAGAGACAGGACAGCCAGAUCCUGCAACCCAUGAACGGUCUCAGUGACGUCGAAGGCGAGUUGAACGGGUUAUUGGGACUUUCUGAAAAUAGGGCCGAAGCCGCGCAAAGGGACCAAGGCCUUGAUGGUUACCCUGAUCACGAAACACCAGAGGUUCUUGAUCCGGUGGCCGAGGCUGAGGUCGCCAGCGAGCUGCGUGCGUUGGAGGAGGCAGUGGCGCGGGAGGAAGCGGAAGAGUCGAAUCGUGCUCAGAGCAGACACCGUGAGAUGGAGCAUUUAAUUGAGCAUGACCCAGAGAUACAAGGCACGAACGAGGCGGCACAAGCCUCGGCAGCAGGCACAAGCCCGUCGCCAGACCCGAGAGGCCUUUUACAUGCGGACCCAAGCGAAUAG